Tarenaya hassleriana is the source of this 1066-nucleotide messenger RNA. RefSeq names its product floral homeotic protein PISTILLATA. The transcript is spliced from 6 exons. The record is from RefSeq and is a predicted model, not a curated record. The coding region runs from base 217 to 864 and encodes 215 amino acids. Gene Ontology annotation, biological process: positive regulation of transcription by RNA polymerase II. Gene Ontology annotation, cellular component: nucleus. Gene Ontology annotation, molecular function: RNA polymerase II cis-regulatory region sequence-specific DNA binding; protein dimerization activity; DNA-binding transcription factor activity, RNA polymerase II-specific. NCBI's taxonomy places the organism in Eukaryota, Viridiplantae, Streptophyta, Magnoliopsida, Brassicales, Cleomaceae.
ACAAGCCUUCCAUUACUGUGCUAUCAAGAAAGUGGCUUUGUACUCCAACCCAAAUUGUCACAGCCUCGAUCUUAACCAAUAGUGGCCUUCUCUUUCACCAAUGGUCCUCGAUGCUUUAUCUUCUUCAUAUUCAGAUCUUCCUCCAUACAUCUUUGCAAGGACAAACAGAGAGAAUUGACAAAACCCUAAAUUGUGGAGAGAGAGAGAGGGAGAGAGAUGGGGAGAGGAAAGAUAGAGAUAAAGAGGAUAGAGAAUGCAAACAACAGGCUUGUGACGUUUACAAAGAGGAGAAGUGGGAUGAUGAAGAAGGCAAAAGAGAUCACCGUUCUUUGUGAUGCAAAAGUGUCUCUCAUCAUUUUUGCAAGUAAUGGUAAGAUGCAUGACUUUUGCUCUCCUUCAAUGGAUCUUGGUGAUAUGUUGGAGCAGUAUCAAAGGAUCGCCAGCACGAAAUUGUGGGAUGCUAAGCAUGAGAGCCUCAGCAAUGAGAUUGACAGGAUCAAGAAGGAGAAUGAUAGCCUACAAAUGGAGCUCAGGCACUUGAAAGGGGAAGACAUCCAGUCCCUGGACAUCAAAAGCCUCAUGGCCAUAGAGCACGCAGUCCAGAAUGGCCUCGACAAAGUCAGAGACCAUCAGAUGGAGUUCCUCAUGACGAAACGUAGAAACGGAAAGAUUAUGGAGGAAGAGAAUCGGCAGCUCAGUUACCAACUGCAACAACAAGAGAUUGCUAUAGCGAACAACAACGCGAGAGGAAUGAGAGGUAACUGCGGGAUUCACCAGGAGAUGGCCGCCGGGCAAUUCGCCUUUCAAGUGAAGCCGAUUCAGCCUAAUUUGCAAGAGAAGAUCAUGUCUUUGGUCAUCGACUGAAUCCCACUCUCAUGAGUCUCUCAGCUUUCUUAAUCUCAAAGCAGAUGAUACUCUGCAAGGACUUGGACAUAAGUGUUUGCAAGACUUUUAACUUGUUUGAUUAUGAAUGUGUGCUUUAAAACUAUGCAAGUGUGCUCCUUUAGUAUCCUCAUAUUUGCAAUUAUAUUAGAUAUAAUAACUUAAUUUUGUUCUUUGUUUUGUA